This is a messenger RNA of Ictalurus furcatus (blue catfish), 4826 nucleotides long. RefSeq names its product aryl hydrocarbon receptor 1a (gene ahr1a). The record is from RefSeq and is a predicted model, not a curated record. Gene Ontology annotation, cellular component: aryl hydrocarbon receptor complex; nucleus. Gene Ontology annotation, biological process: regulation of transcription by RNA polymerase II. NCBI's taxonomy places the organism in Eukaryota, Metazoa, Chordata, Actinopteri, Siluriformes, Ictaluridae. The transcript has 11 exons. Gene Ontology annotation, molecular function: transcription cis-regulatory region binding; nuclear receptor activity; protein dimerization activity. The coding region runs from base 558 to 3221 and encodes 887 amino acids.
CGCGAGCGCCUGAUGUCGCAGUCUCAAGACCGACAGGGGAAUUAUCUGCAGCGACUUCGUUACCAAAAGUUUGUUGGCAAGCAGCUUAUAACUGCAGUAAUAUUUAACAAUUACUUGGCUAAUGUAUAGAUAGUCGUUUGUGAUUAAUUUCUGAAGCAAAAAUGCUAGUGUGCGUUUCUCGGGUGCACUUACCUAUCUAACUAAACGUUAGUUACAGCUGAGUAGUUAGCUAGUGCAGGGCUUGUGUAGUGUUAGCGAGCUAGGAAGGUGUUUCAGGCACUUUUGAGACGGCUGUUUGAAAUCAUGCAAAGCGAUGUGUACGUGUAGAGCCAAACAAGUCUACGUGCAACGAGUGACAUCGUGUUGUAGCCAGACUUACCCAUGUGUCCUCAGCAUAUGAGUUAACUCUGUAAUAUGAGUUGUUUGGAUGAACUGUUAGUCACUUGUAUAUGUAGCUAGCUAAGCGUAGCGACACUCCAGCUAACCAAAGCUGCUCUCAGCGCUGGGGGUUUGUUUUGAAACUACUGCAGGGCAAGAGUCCGUCAAGGACUAAAACAAUGGAAACCACCAGCUCAAAAAACAUUUAUGCAAGUCGCAGACGGAGGAAACCCGUCCUGAAAAGUGUGAAGGAGUCUCCAGUGGAACCCGCAAAGUCAAAUCCCUCUAAAAGGCACCGUGAUCGACUGAAUGGAGAACUGGACCGGCUGGCCAGCCUGCUGCCUUUUCAUCAGGACAUUGUUGCUAAACUGGACAAAUUAACCGUUCUCAGGCUGAGCGUUGGCUGUCUGAGAGCCAAGAGUCACUUCAAUACUGUCCUGAAAACCAGCAGCUCUAAUCAGUCAGCAAACAACGGCGCAAAAGCACAUGUUCAGGAGUUGCCAGAAGGUGAACUACUGUUACAGGUCAUCAAUGGAUUUUUAUUGGUGGUCACCUGUAAUGGUGCAGUUUUUUAUGUCUCUUCAACUGUUCAGGACUAUCUCGGGUUCCAUCAGUCAGAUAUCAUCCAUCAGAGUGUUUAUGAGCUUAUUCACACAGAAGACAGGGCUGAGUUUCACCGGCAACUCCAUUGGGCUCUCAACCCCAGUAACUCUCCAGACACUGGGCAACUAGUAGAAGCUACUCAAGAUGCACAGUUACCACAUACAUAUUACAACCCCGAGCAGUUACCACCAGAGAACUCUGCCUUUCUGGAACGAAAUUUUGUGUGCAGGUUACGAUGUCUACUGAAUAACUCCUCUGGCUUUCUGGCCAUGAACUUUCAGGGCCGUUUAAAGUUCUUGCAUGGACAGAAUGAAAAGUCUCCAGAAGGCAAACCCAUUCCACCUCAGCUGGCCUUAUUUGCCCUGGCCUGUCCACUCCAGCCACCCUCCAUUCUGGAGAUCCGUGCCAAAAACUUUUUCUUCAGGACCAAACACAAACUGGACUUUACCCCAACUGCAUGCGAUGCCAAAGGGAAGAUUGUGCUGGGCUAUACAGAGGCAGAGCUGUGCUACCGUGGCUCAGGCUACCAGUUUAUUCAUGCCGCAGACAUGCUACACUGUGCUGAGAACCACAUGCGCAUGAUAAAGACAGGUGAGACUGGGUUGACUGUAUUUAGGCUGCUUACCAAACAGAGUGCCUGGGUUUGGGUGCAGGCUAAUGCCAGACUCAUCUACAAAAACGGCCGGCCUGAUUUUAUCAUUGCCUCUCAAAGAGUUCUCAUGGAUGAAGAAGGAGAAGAGACCUUGAAGAAACGUAGCCUCAUGCUUCCCUUCAGCCUCACCACAGGAGAGGCUGUACUGUAUGACAUGAACCUGUCCAAGUCCUUUAGCGGCACUCCCUCCGCAGAAUCUAUUGCAUCUGUUACUCCAGGAGACGGUAACCAACAGAAACUCCCUGGUGGACUAGAUCCCAACUCUCUCCUGGGCUCCAUGAUGAAACAAGAUGAGUCUAUCUAUGUAUGCCCUUCAGGUUCAGAUGAGCUAAUGAGAGCUCGGGACCCCGAGGAAGAGGAGGAGGAGCUUGGUGGGAUCUUUUCUAGUAACUGGCAAAAGAACAUUCUUUCUCUCCCUGAGACAUCGCUCUUUAAACCAGAUCCUGCCAUCAGCUCUGGAGGGGAAGAGAGCAACUGUGAGCUCACGAGCUUCAUGGGCAGUCUGGGGAUCACUCCAGAAGACUUGGAUCUUCUACAACAAGAAGAGCUGUUCCUUAACGUAGAGCUGGAUGGUCGAUAUGGCUUCAAAGACUUUACUGAUGAUGUUCUCUCCUAUGUUCAAGAGUCUCUUAGGAAGAAGGUGGACUUUGCACUUCCCAGCAGCGUUCAGGCCAAUCCGGAGGAGAGGUGUCUCCCUAGUAUUGCACCUCAGUCACAUCCUCCAUCACAGCCAUCACUGAGCCCAUGGUCACAGGGUCAGCAGCUUUUUUUACCUAGUCCUUUAAUGUCACAGUCCCAGCAACACCACUCUUCUUUUCUUUCCAAGCCUUCAGAGCCAAAGAUGCAGCCGUUUAUACUAAAGCAAUCCCAUUCACAACCUCAGCAAUCCUCUUCUAUGCAAAAUCAUCAGGGGUCUCUUCAAGCACAGUCUCAUCUGUACAAACAGCCAAGCUUAACACCACAUGGACUUCAGUUGAAUCCACAAGAGCAGUCACCUCAUCCAGUGAACCACAAGCAUGUAUACCAACCUGAGCAUUCAUGCUUCUUUUAUCCUGAGAAGGAGGUGUAUCAUAGACUGAAGCACACUGAGGUGAAUGGCAGUGGCAGUGUUUCUCUUACAGAGGGCAGCUCCAUUAACCAGCAGCUUCCAGCUGUCUUACAGUCUGGAUUGCAGCAACCUGGAAGCUUUUACCUGGAAUCCAACCAUUUGCAUCAGGGACUUCCUUAUAUGAGCCAAUUAAAUACUGUGUCCAUGAACUGCAGCCAGGAACUUCCUCCCUCCUACACUCCUACUGGGCACUCACAUGUGGGUGAGUAUCUGGAGGAGCUGCUAACCUGCUUGGAUACUGUGGGUCAGGAGAAGCAUGGGCGGCCUGGAGAGCUCCAGGGAGGAAGUCAUCCUCUCUGUGCACAGUCUAAUCUCGAUCAUAGAAUGCUCCAGCAGCCAUACAUGGGCCAGAAUGGUGCACUCGGAGAUCUCCAGGGAAGCUUCGAAGAGGAUGGUAUCGGCGGCCUCGCAGCACAGCCUCCUCAGCAGCAUUCUUGCGACAGCAGGCCCCACCCAGACCUGUCCAUGGGAUACAUGUGAACAUACAGCACGAGGAGCUCACAGCCUAGCAGUGCUCACGCUAGGAGACGUGAGGAUUAGAAGCUCAGUCAGGACUUUACACAGAGCAAUAAUAAAGAAAAAGAAUAGAACUAGAGGGAGUAGGAGUGGGAAAUGGGAAGAGUGUGUAAGAGGUGCUGAGCAACAGCAGACAAGGCAAUGUAAGAAAAUACCUGAGUGAAUAUGUGAAAUAUUAUCCUUUGUGUCCGAUUAACUGAGCUGUGAUUUAACCCCAGUCAGAUCCAUCCAAUGAAUAAAGGUAUCCCUGUGUGUGUGUGUGUGUGUGUGUGUGUGUGUGUGUGUGUGUGUGUGUGUGUGUGUGUAAUAAUCCUAAGCGUUCUUCUGAGUGAACAUGUCUCUCUCGUUCGCUUUUCAUUUGAAUCAUUGUCAAGUUGAUUUCUGUCGUCACAUCUGUAUACAGUGGUCCGAUCUGUUCCUCCAGGACCACUAUAGAAACGAAACAACACAACACAACAGAGUGUGGUACAUAGGCUUACAUAAAGUCCAAAAUAUGCACUGUGUGUGCGCGCGUGUGUGUGAGACAAUGCACUUAUGGUACAAAAGGCUAAAGCACAUCAUUUUCCAUUAUACUAUGGAAACUAAUUAGAUUUUUAAUAUGGAAUAUGAUUUAAUGUUAUUAAUUUACUUCUCAUGUGGACUGCUGUGUUUCAAAGUUGUUGUUUUUUUUUUGUUUUGUUUUUGUGAGAUAGUCGAGGCCAAAUAUUUGUUAAAAAUAUUUUUUAAAUUGUGAGUUUUUAUUCCUGUAAACUAUGAUUUUUUUUUGCAAAGCAAGCGACAAUUACACUUCUGCAGUAUUUUGCAUUGUACAGUUAGUGGCAGAAUUACGCUGCUUCACCUAAAUCAUGAACACGAAUAACGGAAGUGAAUUUGAGAAUAUUUACCAAGGUAUAUUUGUGGUAUUUCCUCAGCACUGUCGAUAUGAAUAUGCAUCGGCAGUUGGAUAUAAGAUAAUAUAAUUAUCAUCUGAGAAUCCUAUAUAUUUGACAAUCAUCUUAGCAGUUUGUUUUAUACAGUAAUUUAACACUUUGUAAUCUGUUGCACUUUGGAUAAACCUGUUGUUAAAACAUGCUAACACAUGUAGCACUUCUGUACAGGCAUCUGUGAGCUUAGCCAGUGACUUGUAUGUGCAGUAGGUAUGAGAGGAAACAUAACGUUCUUAGCACAUUCAUCUUCAGUAAGUGCUUUAUCCUGUCCCAGGAACACUUGGUCCAUCACAGGACAGCAUGUACGCGUAUAGAGUAGCGACUCCACUGACAUAUUUUGUCAGAGGGGGGAAGAAACUCCGGAGGACAUGGAGAACAUGCAAAACAUCUCAAAGACAUUAACCCGAGCUCAGGAUCGAACUGGGGACCCUGGAGCUGUGAAGCAGCAUCAACUACCUGCUGCGCCACCGUACCACCCCUCUAUAUGUCCAGAAACAUGAACACCGAAUUGAAUCUUUGGCAUUCUUUUAAUUAACAGGCAGUAUUUGUACUGCAUUUCUUCGGAUGACCAUUGUAUUAAUGUGUUAUUGUAUUAAUUAAAUAAUGCAAAUGAAUUAAACCAUAAAAAUAUUGGUAUAAAUUA